Gilbertella persicaria is the source of this 778-nucleotide messenger RNA. RefSeq lists its product as uncharacterized. Lineage: Eukaryota; Fungi; Mucoromycota; Mucoromycetes; Mucorales; Choanephoraceae. The record is from RefSeq and is a predicted model, not a curated record. The coding region runs from base 1 to 576 and encodes 191 amino acids. The transcript has 2 exons.
AUGGAUCUUACUGUACUACAUCUCUUAUCAAACUCAAUUGUUAUCAAUCUUGUUACAAAAUCUGUGUUAGAUGAGGGUAAUGAUAGAUAUACUUGCGCCACUACCAUUACACGGAAUGACGGAUCCUUUCUUUUUCUCUAUUUACUUCAAACGUCAGCUGCAGUUGAAUUGCCUGCAAUCGUCUUGGAAGCUCAAAAGGAUGUUGGAACUACCUCGAUGAAACGAUCAAUUGAAUAUUGCUUGCAAGUAUCCGAGAAAUACAGCUACGAAGUAUAUUUUAUUCUUCUAUGCACUGAUCAAAUUUCACGAUCAGUAAAAGAGAGACUUUUAGCCAACUUGGACAACUUAUAUAGGCAACAAUUACACAGUGUAUAUUGGGCUAAAACCUGUCAAUUUAUCUUAAAAGCUACGAUUAAUAGCGAUAAUGAAGACGCUGAGCAGAACCUUAACCUUCUUGCAGCACUUACUUUGUAUAUUGCUAGCAAUAAUGAAGAGAGAUCAAAACUUAAGGAUGUCGCGGAUUCUACUAUUCAGCUCUUGUCCACUAUGUUCGAGCCCGUGGGUUCUGAAAUAUGAUGAUAUGAUUUUUGGUUAUUGUAUACUGUCGUAUGGACCCUGUCACCUACUUGACGUAUGAGGCUACCUUUAUUUUGUAUACAAUUUACUACAAUUUAACCUGUGGGAUUUAUCUUGUAUUAGUUUUCGCCUUUCUUUAUUUAAAUCAAGUCUCACCUCUACGAGUAUGUGUGGCUACUAAGUAGUUAAUAAAACAUAAUUU